GCGUCCGCUGACGGCGUCUUUUUUCCCGUAAAUUUUCGAGUGUCAAGAAGUCGCGUUCGAGGCGCAAUUUCCGCAGAAAUCCACAACACUUCGGUUCCGAGUCGUAACAAUCAUUCCCAUCGCCGCAGAAAGAACACCAGUGCUUAGAGCAUUUCGCAAGCGCAGUUAGCACCCAACAGAAAAAUCGAUUAAACAGAAAUGGCUGGCGGUAAAGCAGGCAAGGAUUCAGGAAAGGCCAAGGCGAAGGCGGUUUCAAGAUCGGCGCGCGCGGGUCUCCAGUUCCCCGUGGGUCGUAUCCAUCGUCAUCUUAAGAGCCGCACCACAUCCCACGGACGCGUCGGAGCCACCGCCGCUGUUUACUCCGCUGCCAUAUUGGAAUACUUGACCGCCGAGGUUCUGGAAUUGGCAGGAAACGCCUCGAAGGAUCUGAAGGUGAAACGUAUCACGCCGCGCCACUUACAGCUCGCCAUUCGUGGAGACGAGGAGCUGGACAGCCUGAUCAAGGCAACCAUUGCCGGCGGCGGUGUGAUCCCGCACAUACACAAGUCGCUGAUCGGAAAGAAGGAGGAUACGGUGCAGGACCCGCAGAGGAAGGGCAACGUCAUCCUGUCGCAGGCCUACUAAGCCAGCGAUCAUUCGGACGCCUUCGAAAUACGCAAAACUUAUGUUUAAUUCAGAUUUCAGCAGAGACCAGCUAACAAACCGACGAGUUUUAAUCAUUUCUGUGCGCCAGCACAUACUUCUUAUAUACAACGUAAUACAUAACUAUGUAAUUCUAGCAUCUCCCAACACUCACAAGCAUACAACAUACAAAACAAAAAACAAACACAAAACGUAUUUUCCCGCACGCAUUCUUGGCGAGGUUGAGUAUGAAACAAAAAGAACUUAAUUUAGAGCAAGUAAUUACACGAAUAAAUUUAAUAAAAAUUAUAAUAAAAACGCCAA
Molecule: messenger RNA, 945 nt
Organism: Drosophila ficusphila
Lineage: Eukaryota; Metazoa; Arthropoda; Insecta; Diptera; Drosophilidae
Gene: His2Av
Product: histone H2A.v
Exons: 4
Coding region: 199-624 (141 amino acids)
Cellular component (GO): nucleosome
Molecular function (GO): structural constituent of chromatin; DNA binding; protein heterodimerization activity
Source: RefSeq, a predicted model, not a curated record